Molecule: messenger RNA, 1677 nt
Organism: Guillardia theta CCMP2712
Lineage: Eukaryota; Cryptophyceae; Pyrenomonadales; Geminigeraceae
Exons: 24
Coding region: 1-1677 (558 amino acids)
Source: RefSeq, a predicted model, not a curated record
AUGGCAGCUGCUGAAGCUCGCACAGAGCUCAGGAACACGUUCAGACCUCCACUGCCUCAAGGUGGGCAAGUUGAGCAGGCAAGCAGAUCACUGCGAUCCAUUCCCAGGGACAUGAACAUCUACAAGAAGGCAAAACCACAGAAACUACCAGCCAUUGAGGGACAAAACGCUUGCUCGUUUGGGAUCCUGCAAAAGUACUACACGAUAAAUCCGAAUGCUCCGAGUGCCGACUAUUUGCGUCCUCGGGCUUGGAACACCUUUGAAACCAACGAGCACUGUGUCCGCCCCUACUACGAGGGUGCCUUGAAAGAGCAGCUGCGCCAUGGUACGGGAAAAUGUGCAUUCAGAAAUCGCUACUUCAACUACGAAGGGGAAUGGGGUGGAGGGCUAUUCCAUGGUCAUGGCAGGCUGAUGAUCGGGGAUGGAUUCUAUGAAGGAGAGUUUGUGAAUGGAGAGAUCAGUGGCUCGGGGGUCAGACAGUGGGCGGAUGGGAGUACAUACACGGGUCAAUUCUUGAACGGAGAACACCAUGGGCAGUUGAAUUGCUGCUGCUCUGCUGUUGCUGUUGCUGUUGCUGUUGCUGUUGCUGUUGCUGUUGCUGUUGCUGUUGCUGUUGCUGUUGCUGUUCUGGUGUUGUUUGUGGUGGUGGUGGUGGUGGUGGUGGGGCUCUUCUUGCAUUCCAAUGGCGAUCGCUACGAAGGAGGAUUCCUCAACAAUCAGCGAUCCGGACAUGGCGUGCUUGUGCUGGCCGACGGCUCUCGGUACGAGGGAAACUUCGAGGAGCACAGGUUGAACGGAACGGGGACUAUGGAGCACAGCAACGGCGACCGUUACGAGGGCGAUUGGUGUAACGGUAAUCGAGACGGUCAUGGGGUCUACACGUACGGCAACGGUGACAGCUACAAGGGAAGAUUUGCGAGGAACUUGCGGUCAGGACCAGGAGUCUUCUUCCACCAUGAAAGCGGCAUGAGCUACAAUUGCGACUGGUCCAAUAACAUCCCAACCAUCUUGCCGGCCAAGUUGCGAGCGGAAACAAGCGAGAGGCUGGAGUUCGAGGCGGCAAGGAAGGAGAAGAUAGCCCAGGAGCCUCAAUCCUCUGAGGCGCAAGAAGGGGAUCAAGAAGCUGAAGGAAGUGAGGAGAAAGGAAACGAGGAAGAGGCGGAAGCUCCACAAGGACCGAAACCUCUUGCUGAGCUCCUCUCGCAGGAUUUUGCCGCUGGGAGCGAGAUUCCCCGCAUGGUGAUUCAAGUAUGCUCAGAGGAUGGCACAGCACAGACCGGAGAGUCAGGACGGCUCCUCGAAGUUACUUUCGGUGUCUUCGAGCGGGAAGAGGAGGAAGAGGCUGGGAAGGAGGGCGAGGCAGAAGCGGAGGCUGCCGACGAGGUUCAGGCAGACAAGGGUAAGUUCAAGAGAUAUCCCAGCAAGGCCUAUCCUCUGCAACAAGAGGCCGCUUCGAAUGCGGAGAAAGACAAGGAAGGGGCCGAAGAGUCUGCAGCAGAGAGAUCUCGUCCUUACCCUCCGACGUUUGUCAUCGGAGGGAUCAAGAUGGCCGACGGGGUUGCAGUCCUGGAGGGCUUGAAGUUGCCCCGGGAGCGGGGGCCUAUCGCCUUCGGAUCGGUUGUGUGUACCAGAAUUGUUUCCAAGACGUUGAGGCCUUGUAUCUUCUUUUCAAUGUGA